This is a messenger RNA of Rotaria sordida, 651 nucleotides long. The record is from the annotation of a GenBank genome assembly. NCBI's taxonomy places the organism in Eukaryota, Metazoa, Rotifera, Eurotatoria, Philodinida, Philodinidae.
AUGGACUGUAAAUUAUCUCGAGCUUCUCUGAUCGAAUUGCGACUUAUUCCAACACAAGUACUCAAUGAUGAUGCUCUCUGCCCAUGUUGCAAGCAACCAGUAGUCGAGCAUCGAAAUCAAAUAGGACUUGGAAAAGUUCCUUUUACAUGGCAAAAUCUAUUUCCACGGCUUAAACGCAUAUUUAGAAAGAGUGCUGUAGUAUCGAUGAUAAUUGGAACUAUUGUAGCUUUCGUUGUUCUAGUACUCGGUACUCUUCUCAAUCAUUUAAUCACAACUCAUGAAAAAAAUCGACAAGGAAUCAGCGAUCAUCUGGAGCAGUAUCAAAAGAAAUCAUUACAUAUUCCUUACAAUCCACAUGCUCAUAUACCGAUCAAAAAGAAUACACAGAAACACUUUUCAAUUCUUAUCAUCCCUGAUAACAAUCACGGUGAUGAAAAUUUAGGACUAUUAUUUGGUUUAAUCUCUUUUUGUCUUUUUCUUUCGGUGACAUUAACAUCUUUGAUUUUAUGGCAACCUUUUUUAGCAAAAUCUGCUUCCAUUCCGUGUACAAAAGAAAAAUAUGAUGGUAAACAGAAACUCUCAUUGCCUGUAAUUAUGUAUCAACCCAUCUUUACACAAGUUAUUACAAAUGUCAAAGAAGAUGAAGUCUAG